AUGGAUCCUAAUAACCAGCAAGCACAGCAGCCAGAUUUGGCUUCGAUUUUGAAGACCUUGGCUGGCCUUGCACCCCCACCUCAGCCCCAACAGAGCCAGAACAGCUAUUGUCAAGCCCCUCCAGUACCUGCUCACUUCGAACAACCACAGCAGUCAUGGGCUCCACCACCAGAGCAAUUUGCACCACCGCCUCGGUCGACGACGCCGACGGAGCCUGUUCCGAGAGGUAUCGACCCAGCGACUAUCAUUGAGUGGUCAGCCGGUCUACGCUGUGUCAUGAAGACCGUUGCCAGACAUGAGAACAUGCUCAAUGAUAUUCGACAUAUGAUGAAGGUCCAAAAAGAGCACGAGGAGCAAUGGUGGAAAGGCCGAGAAAUUCUCAUCGAAAAGCAGAAGGCGAGAAGGGAAGGCCAGAAAAAGCUAGAUGACGUGCUCAAGGCAGUCGGUGGAGCAGUUACGGGUGGUUUCGCCACCAACUCUCCCGAUGAGUUUGCCAGAGAGCUUGAGACUUUUGACUUGAAGGUCUACAAAGCUCAACUGCAGAUGGUCAAAGAGAUGAACGCAAAGCUACGAAGCCUCGGGGUCCCAUUUUUCGGAACCCGAGUAGAACUGGUUCGGCCAAUUGGGAAAGAAAACUCCACUACGAGCGGCAUGCCCGAUUCGAAAGCUGAGAAAGGAAUGAUUGACGAGGCUGAGUUGGUCAAGCUGCAGAGGAAGAUGCUAGCGAUACUCGAGGAUCUCUGCAGCGACUGA
Messenger RNA from Drepanopeziza brunnea f. sp. 'multigermtubi' MB_m1, 753 nucleotides. RefSeq lists its product as uncharacterized. The record is from RefSeq and is a predicted model, not a curated record. Lineage: Eukaryota; Fungi; Ascomycota; Leotiomycetes; Helotiales; Drepanopezizaceae.